AGAAGCCACCACUUACAGAAGGUAUCUGUGUGGCUAGGCUGUGCCAGAGACGGUUCCACCCUGGUGGCUACCAUUUGAGGUAGCCCCCCACAACCACUGCCACCUGAGAAGCCAGCCUUGGACACCUGCUCUGCCUUUCCAAUCUGGGAUCUGGGAUUCCUUAUUUUGGAAGUCAACAACUGGAUAUUGCCUUUGAAAACAGCCCUAGGUUCCUUCCCUCUCUUGUUCCGUGCCUCCCUCAAGGGCCUCAGUCCUGGGCCAUGGCCCAUCGGGCAGGCCUAGGGCUUGGACAGCAGCUGCAAGUGUUGGCCUUCCUGCCUCUUCUUGGGUUAUUCCAGUCUGGUUUAGGGGCUGCCAAGGCUGAAGCUGUGUGUGGUGUCAUCUCCCAGGCUCGCAUCACGGGGGGCAGCAGUGCGCCCCCCGGGCAGUGGCCCUGGCAGGUCAGCAUUAUCUACAAUGGAGACCAUGUGUGCGGCGGGUCCCUCGUGUCUGAGCAGUGGGUGCUGUCGGCUGCUCACUGCUUCCCCAGGGAGCACUACAGGGAGGACUAUGAGGUGAAGCUGGGAGCCCACCAGCUGGACAGUUACAGCCUGGAUGCCAAGGCAAGCACAGUGGCGCAGAUCAUCUCCCACCCCAGCUACCGAGAGGAGGGCUCGGAGGGCGACAUUGCGCUGGUGCGCCUCAGCAGCCCUGUGUCCUUCUCCCGCUACAUCCGGCCCAUCUGCCUGCCAGCUGCCAACGCCUCCUUCCCCAACGGCCUCCAUUGUAUGGUCACCGGGUGGGGCCAUGUGGCCCAAUCAGUGAGCCUCCAGGCCCCCAGGCCUCUGCAGCAGCUGGAGGUGCCGCUCAUCAGCCGGGAGACUUGCAGCUGCCUCUACAACAUCGGCGCCAAGCCCGAGGAGCCCCAUGUUCUGCAGCAGGACAUGCUGUGUGCCGGCUACGUGGAGGGCCAGAGGGAUGCCUGCCAGGGUGACUCUGGGGGCCCUCUCUCCUGCCAUGUGGAAGGCAUCUGGUACCUGGCUGGCAUUGUGAGCUGGGGUGAUUCCUGUGGAGCCCCCAACAGGCCUGGAGUGUACACUAUGACUUCCAGCCAUGCCUCCUGGAUCCACCACCAUGUGGCAGAACUCCAGCCUCGGGUGGUGCCCCAAAUCCAGGAGUCCCAGCCCGAUGGCCACCUCUGCAACCACAGCUCCGCCUUUAGCUCUGCUCCCGCCCGGGCCUUAAGAAGGCCUGCCCUCCUCCUGCUGCUGGGCCUGCUACUCAGCCUCUUCUGCCCUUGACACAAGCACUGAGCUUCUUCACCCUGGAAGCUGGCAACCCCUUCCAGGACUAAGGACAUGUGCCUGCUCACAAGGAAGGACCUGGGCCCUGGGCUGACCACCCCUUGGUCACAGGGCUCUGCCGGAGGCCAGGCACCAUCCUGACCUUUGAGCCUAUGCUUCUGGAUUUCCUCUCUGGGAGUAUAAUCUAAAGUGAAGGGUGUCUUGGCCUAUGGUACUAGCCAGAACCCCCACCACCUCCAACCUAACUGGUUGGGCUCCCAGUUGUGAAAAUGAGUCCUAGCUUCUAGCCCGUUUCUAGAAGAUUGGGCAGCUGCCCAUUGCUGCUGAAGGCUGGCCCACCCUCCCUGCCUGAUGAGCCCGUCACUCAGCCUGCUCUUCCUGUGUUCUGAGUUUGCCUGCGCCGGUCACAGGAAAGGCCCGGAUCUUGCCCCGCUGCCUCUGAAUUCCUCUUACGCCCUGACUCCUGGACUCCGGAGGACUGAGCCCCCACCGGAGCUGGCUGGGGCUUGGGUUAGGGUGGGAACAGGAGGAGUAAAAUGUUUUGAGCAU
Perognathus longimembris pacificus (Pacific pocket mouse) is the source of this 1832-nucleotide messenger RNA. RefSeq names its product serine protease 8 (gene Prss8). The transcript is spliced from 6 exons. The coding region runs from base 261 to 1280 and encodes 339 amino acids. The record is from RefSeq and is a predicted model, not a curated record. Gene Ontology annotation, molecular function: serine-type endopeptidase activity; sodium channel regulator activity. Gene Ontology annotation, biological process: positive regulation of sodium ion transport; proteolysis. NCBI's taxonomy places the organism in Eukaryota, Metazoa, Chordata, Mammalia, Rodentia, Heteromyidae.